Messenger RNA from Castor canadensis (American beaver), 2173 nucleotides. Lineage: Eukaryota; Metazoa; Chordata; Mammalia; Rodentia; Castoridae. The record is from RefSeq and is a predicted model, not a curated record.
GGUGAAUCUUCUAAUGGGUCAAAUGAUAGAGGAAUGAAAUCACUGGUAAAUAAAAUGACUGUGGCUUUGAAGACAAAAUCUGUUAAUGUCAGGGAAAAAGUUAUUAGUUUUAUUGAGAAUACAUCAACUCCUGUGGACCGAAUGUCUUUCAAUCUCCCCUGGCCAGACAGAUCAUGUACAGAGCGGCAUGUAAGCAGCAGUGACAGAGUAGGCAAACCUUACCGUGGUGUAAAGCCUGUUUUCAGCAUUGGAGAUGAAGAAGAAUAUGACACAGAUGAAAUUGACAGUUCUUCUAUGUCAGAUGAUGAUAGAAAAGAGGUUGUAAACAUUCAGACUUGGAUAAAUAAGCCAGAUAUCAAGCAUCAUUUUCCUUGUAAAGAAGUGAAAGAAAGUGGACACAUGUUUCCUAGUCAUCUGUUGGUUACUGCAACACAUAUGUACUGUUUGAGAGAGAUUCUUUCACGGAAAGGAUUGGCUUAUAUACAGUCUCGACAAGCACUAAAUUCUGUAGUUAAAAUUACAUCAAAAAAAAAACAUCCUGAACUAAUUACCUUCAAAUAUGGAAACAGCAGUGCUUCAGGAAUAGAAAUCCUCGCUAUUGAAAGGUAUUUGAUUCCAAAUGCAGGGGAUGCUACCAGAGCCAUAAAACAACAGAUCAUGAAAGUUUUGGAUGCUUUGGAAAGUUAAUAUAAAAGAAAAUUAUUUAAAUGACAUUAAGGAAAUCAAGAGAAACAUGAACAUAUGUUUCCUGACUGAAUACUAACCAGAGAACUUUCAUUUGCUCAUGGGGGUGCUUGAAUAGCAGGUAUAAGUGCAAAUUAUUAUAAUCAAUCUCCAGAUGGUUAAACUUUUAAAAAAUUUUUUCUUUGCAUUUUCAGUUUUAUAAAAUGAUUUAUUAAAAAGUCAGUUAUUAAAUGACUUUGAAGUAAUUGGCCUUCUGCCCUUAUGGACCAAGGGUACUGAAUGCAGUUCUGUUUUGAAGAGCUGUUGUAAGGGAACAUGCAUCACUUUCAGGUUUUAAAACAACCAUACACAUACAUAUUUGCAAUGUCUUCACUGAAAAUUAGCGAUAGAAUUAGUGAAAGAGACUUCCUUAAGUACAUUUAGUUUUACCCACUGAGCAGUUUGAGAACGUAAAAACUUAGGUUAAUAACUAGCCAACUAUUUGUGUUCUUAAAAAGAAUGAAACCUUUUUUAAUGGAUAAAGAUUCCAGCCAAUGCAAAAUACAGACCAGCUAGUGAAAUAUUGGAACAUUGAUUCCUAAGUCAUCUUUGCUCCAUUACCUAAUUAUUUGGACACUAAAGAGCAUUUAUAAGCUGUAGUAAGUAAGUAGGCAUGUUAAGAUUAAAAUGAGCAUUUUAGGGACAGAAUUGUAUCUACAAAAAUGUCAUUGGUCAUUACAAGUGGAUUAUUUGACUUAGAAUCUUUCAAAACAAGUGUUGAGCACACAUUGAUUUAUCUUCUUGAGAUGAUGGUCUGUGACCACACAGACAUCCACUUAAAUAACAGUCAGAUAAUCAAAGCUGUAUAAAUUUCAAUUGCUUUUAUAUCACAUUCUAAAAUUUUCUUUUUGAUUCUGUCUUGUCAUUAAAAGUUCCAGUGGUUUGAAACUUUUCAUUCUCUUAAUGUGACAAGACUGAAGUGAUCUGCAUUAUUUGCAGCUUUCUCUUCUUUACUGUGGCCCAUAUUGGCCACACAUGGUGAGAGAUCUAGAAAAAUCUCUGGGGCCAUGGAGAGAUUUUUAUAAAAUCUCCUUGGGAAAUAGCAAAUACAAUCUGCCAUGUUCUAAAAUGUAAUAGAUUAUCUCUAAGGGGUUGAUGGAAAUAUCUAAAUGUACCCUGUUAAUAAUAGUUAUUUUAGUUUACUUAAUGGAAAUCAAGUGAAUAAAAGACUAUAUUUCAAGAAGUUUUAUUCUGAUAUCUAAAUGAAAACAGUUUAUUUGAGUGGUUGAAGACAUUUGCAUGAAAUUGCACCUGGUGCAAUACUUGAUAUUUAUAACUUUCCUCCAACUGUUAAUAUUGCAUUUUCUCCAUUUCUUGGCACCCCCUUUAGAAAUGUCCUGAAGUCUCAUUUUUUUUGCCCAUUUCAGCCAUGGGACCUUUUUCAUAAUAUUAAUGUAAAGAUGUUUGUGUUAUUGUUUAUAAAUUACAAUUGUAAAUAAACUGGUACAGU